CAGCUUAGUUUUCUUUUAGUUUUGUACUUCUCACUGUUCUCAGUCUUUCACACCUCUUUGGUUGAAGAGCCCCUGGACCCCAUUCACAGAGAAACACCUUCAGCGAAUACAACGGUCUCAGCUCUCUACAGAUAGAGCAAACAAAUUUGUAGAGAUGGCAUCAGGAUGGGGAAUAACAGGAAACAAAGGGCGGUGUUAUGAUUUCUGGACAGAUUUCAGUGAGUGUAUGUCUAGUUGUAGACAACCUAAAGAUUGUGUUCUUCUUAGAGAGGAUUAUCUCGAAUGCCUUCAUCAUGCCAAAGAGUUUCAACGAAGAAAUAGGGUUUACAAAGAGGAGCAGCGUCAAAUAAGAGCAGCUGUGCGUAAAGCCAAAGAAGGCGAAGAGGGUGGUGUAAACAAGCAUCAUUAGCAGUGAUGAGGAUUGGCUGCCCCUGCAUCAACUAGGCUCCAGUCCACAAGGUUAUAAUUUUUUGGACUUCGCGGACAAUGAUGGAGUCGCUACCUGCUUAGCGUUUUGAUGUACGACUGAGUUGUUUGUAAUUUCAGACUCAAUUAUUUGCUUGCCACUCGCAAAAAGAAUUUAGGUUCCUGUGGAACCGCGGAGUAUUAGAAUUUAAUCUAGCAAGCAAUGUUGAUUCAUGUUGUAGUUAAAACCUCUCUUCUUUUUCUUCUUUAUGCAGAGUGCUUCAUCUCUCUGAAUCAGCCCAUGAGCUUAUCCUGAUUUUGUUUAUGCAGUGGUUCCAUAGUGCAAA
Molecule: messenger RNA, 752 nt
Organism: Papaver somniferum (opium poppy)
Lineage: Eukaryota; Viridiplantae; Streptophyta; Magnoliopsida; Ranunculales; Papaveraceae
Product: NADH dehydrogenase [ubiquinone] iron-sulfur protein 5-B-like
Exons: 2
Coding region: 155-409 (84 amino acids)
Biological process (GO): mitochondrial respiratory chain complex I assembly
Source: RefSeq, a predicted model, not a curated record